This is a messenger RNA of Serendipita indica DSM 11827, 414 nucleotides long. NCBI's taxonomy places the organism in Eukaryota, Fungi, Basidiomycota, Agaricomycetes, Sebacinales, Serendipitaceae. The record is from the annotation of a GenBank genome assembly.
AUGACCUCGACUUCUAUUACUCUAGCUGCCUCUAGCUCGGGGCGAGUAUCUGGCAAAAACUGGAAGACACGCAAGACAGCAACAGUCCGCUCAAAUCUACCCACCGGUGUCAAGACCAAAUCAUGGCAAGAGAGAAAGCGAAAGGACACCCAAAUGGCAGCCGUAAAGGCACUGCAAAAGGAACUCAAAGAUGAGAAACUCGCAGAGAUUCAAAGGUGGGCUAUGUUCGCCGUCCGAUGCGGAACCCGCCCCCACUCACAGCACGGGUUCGACAGGCGCAAAGAGAUUACCAAAGAACGGAAAGAACGUGCAGAAGAGCGCAAGCGACUCGAGGAGAUGAAGGCAAAGAUGUCGGCGAAAAAGCUUGCUCGCAUGCGAAGAAGACAAGGUCGAACAAAAAAGAUCAAUGGAUGA